AUGCUACCACUGUACCUACAUCAGAAAAUGAAAAUAUUGAAUCAGAUAAACCUCUCCAAGAUGAAGUUGCAACAGAAGAUACUCCAGAGAUCUCCAAAACAACCUAGUAUACCAAUAGUAAUUGAAGUCAUCGAAUUUCUGGAUAUUGAGACUGAAGAUCAACUGACCCAAUUGUCAAGACCACGUCAAUCACAGAGUUCAACAGAAGUUACUAGUCAAAAUACUAAGCCACAGUUGAUAGUAUCACAAGCUUCUACUCAGACUACUCAAUCGCAGGAAGAGAAUCCGAUUGUUCAAUCAGGUCAACCUGCUGAACCUGCUGAACCCACGCAAACUUCACAACAAACUUCACAACAAUUCCACCAGGUGAACACUGAUCUAGAUUCAAUUACACCUAGAACUGUUAAUGAAAAUGAUGAACAUGUUCAAACACGAAUUCCUGAAUCCCAGCAGGAAGGAACUACAGUUGCAGAUACACAAGAAUCGUCAAUUUCACAACGAAGUACACAAAGCAGGGUAGGAUUUAGUCAAGAUAGUACGGACUCGUCAAGUUCUAAUAAGCAUUUGAAUAAAGUUAAGAGAAUCAACCCGGCCCUGAUUAUUCCUGCUACAAGGAUCCAAAAAUCAAAGAAUGUUUUCCGUUUGUUGAAUAGUUCUGAUGAGGAUUCUGAUAUUGACGAGACUAUGGAGUCACUAGCCGCCGAAGUUGAAAUUGAAAACUUGAAUCUGAAUAGAGAGCAACCUAAUGAAUCUGGCAAAGAAAGUAAUUCUUUGAAUGAAGGAGAGGAAGCUGUCCAAACAUCGAAUACUACAGAAGAACCAAGACCUGUUGUUGCUAAUCAACAAGCUCCUGAAGAUUCCGAUACUGUGAUGGAGCCUGCAGAUGCGCCAGCUCAAGUUGGUACUGGAGCUAGUGAAAAAGAUGACUCUGAUAGACUGGAAACCGUAAUGGGCCGUACUACAGUUCCAGAUGGUGAAAUCAUUGACGAACCGAUUGAAAUAAUAGAAGCGGUUGAACCGACUCCUGUUCAAUCAAGUGAAUCACCAAUUAAUAUCAGUACAGCCACAAGAGAAACACAUGAACGCGAGGUGGUUGCUUCGAUUAUGUCACAACAGCCUGUUGGUGAAUCUAUACCAGGAAUAGGUGGUCCGGCGAUGAAUGAAGGACAGCAAGAGAGCACGUACACACCACCUGAUAAUGACGAGAGUGCAAUUGUAAAUACUGUUCAAAUGGGUAUUAAUCCGAAAAAUAGUCAGCUACAGCAAAAUAUUGUACCUGAAACUGCAGAUCAAGAAAAAGAUCUUCUCAGAAAAGCUGUUCAAGAAUUGAAAAUGAAACUUCGUGAGGCAGAGAGAACCAUUGAACAAGAAAAGAAUGAAAAAGAAGUAGUUGAACAAAAUUUCAAAGAAGCGCAAAGUGAUUAUCAACUGCGAUUCAAAGAACUUUCUCAACAGAUAAAGAGCUCAGAACUCAAGUUUAAUAGAGAAGAAGUUGCUAGACAACAAGCAGAACGUGAACUCAUAAAUUUGGAACAAAAAGUAAAUGAAUAUUUUGAAAGUCAAGGACUAGUUGACAAACAAUUUAACCAGCGAGUUUCUGAACUUGAGAAUCACUUGAUUGGUGUCCAAUCCAGCUUGGAAACUGAACAGAAGAAUAGAGAAAGAAUUGCAAAUGUUCUUCUGAGAGAAAGACAAGAAUGGACUAAGGAAUUACGUGAGACUGAAAUGCUUAUUCAAAAGGAAAAGACUGCUAGACUAGAAGUUGAGAGUCAUCUUCAACGAGCCAGACAGGAAAAUCUCCGUCUUUCCAUUGAAAUAUCCAGAACUCGCGAAGUCGUGAAUGGUAAAGAAGAAACAAGUCUCAUAAAUGUAUCCGAAUUGGAACAACAAUUGUCUGACACACGUACCGAAAUUGAAAAGCUUAAGAGAUUAAGACGAAUUGAUGAAGAAGAGAAUAGGAAACUUCAAGUGGCCAAUGAUAGCUUGAGGAAUCAACUAGCUACUGCAAUUUCAAAUGCUAACAAUGAAACAAAUUCAAAGAUACAGAUUAAAGAGAAAUUAUCUCAGUAUGAUAAGAAGAUUAAUGAAUUAUCUGCGGAAUUAAGUGCUUCCCAAAGUGAGUUACAAAAGGCUAGUAUGAGGGGAGUAUUUGCUGAGCAGCAAAACGAAACAUUAAAGAAUGAGCUAGAUGCAGCUACAAAAGAAGUUAAACAACUAAUAGAAAGACUUAAAAUUACCAUGGAAGCUCACAGCAGUGUAACUCAAAUUUUGAAAUCUGUACUGGAUGCCAAAAAAGGAGUAGAACAAAAAGUUGAAGAAUUAGAGAAUCAAUUAGCAAUAGCUAUUGAAGAUGCACAAAAAGAUAGGACUGCUUGUGAAAAUGCUGAGAAGAAGCUUGCCAUAAGUCUUGAAAAUGCUAAGGAGUUAGCUGAGACGCAGUCCAUUGUAGCUGCUGACAAGGAAGUAGCCGCCAGAGAAAAGUUUCAAUUGGAAAUACAAAGAAUAGAAAGUGAAAGGGACCAAGCAAGAAGGGAAGCUAAAGAACUAACUGAUAGACUAGAAGCCACUAAUAUUGCUUACAAUCUGGAGAAGGAAAAAUAUGUAUCUAAAGACAGGGAACUUCAAAAAGCAAAAGAAAUGCUUUCGCAAGUAACCCGCCGAAUGCAAGCUGCAGCUGAAGUCCACCGACAUGAAAUACAGGUACGCGUCACGAGAGAAGCAAAUGCUGUUAAUCAUGCUAAUGUUCUAGCAUCUAACUUACAUAAACUUCAAAUAAAGUUCAAGGAGGUUGAAGAAGACAACAGAAUCCUUCAACAUGAAGUUGCGAAUUUCAAUACUACUAUGCAAAAUGUGAUUGAAAGUCGGGACGCGGUUGCUCGAGAAGUAAAUGCUUUACAACAGAAUAUUUCAAUGUACAGACUUCAACUGGACUCUGAAAGAGCUUUAAGACAUUCUGCUGAGAAAUCAAAUGAGGAAGCUCAGGCUACUUUAAAGCAAGUGACUGAUGAAAGAGAUGAACUUCUUGGCCAACUCCAAGGUGCGACUGAAGCAAGGUGGAACUCUGCGAGAACAGCUGCAGAAGCUAUCCGUGAACUCGAGUCAUACAGAGCAAGAAUGGAUAAAGAAAUAAUGGAACUUCAAAAAAGGGAAGCAAGUGCUAGAGAAGCUCUAGACCUUGAACAAGGUGCAAGGGAAAUUGCUGAAAACGCAUCUAGGAGAGUUAAUAAUGAAUUUAACAAUAUUAAGGACCAACUAGUAGCUGCUAGAAAUGCUCUCGAAGCUGAGAAAUCUUCAAAAGAUAUAGUUGAGAAUGCAAGAGUUUCGUUGGAAAAGGACCUCAAUGAACGUACCGAGGAAUAUGAAAAGGUAAAAGAGGAAUUGGAAAAAUCCAUUGAAAAUCUUUCUCAAGAGGUUGAAGAUGCAAAGAAGGUAAUUGAAAAUGAAAGAGUUGAAAGAGAGACGCUACAGAAAUCGCAUGAUCAGGCUAUUGAAUGUUAUAAAGAGCAACAACGGGAACUUUUACAAAGAAUUGCUAGUAUGACCGUUGAAAACAUGGCCAUUCAAAGAGACUUUGCUGAAAAUACUGCUGCGAAUUUGUCACGAGAAGAACCUGUACAUCUCGAAAUUUCCGAAUCGGACGAAGUAAACAAUGGUGAUGCUAUGGAAAUUGACAAUGAGAAUGAAUUAAUCGAAGAUAAUGAGCCACAAAGCUCAAUUGCUAAUGCAGAAUCUGUUGAGAAAGAAAACCCUUUAGAUGAAGUUGCAGAUCAACUCGGAGAUGAUGAAUCAAAGAAGACUGGGGACAUCAUGAUUGCAGACAUUUCUGACGAUUAUGACAUGCAAGAUUACAUCAAUCUUAACACACUGAUUUCGAAAGAAGACGAGGAUCAAAAUUCAAAGGAAUCAGAAUCACAAGAGUUUAACUCUGUACAAGAUGAACCCAAUAAGGGAAAUGAAAAUGAUGACGAAAUCAUGAAGGAGCGAGAAAUAGUCAACAUUGGACAAGAAUUGGUCAUCAUUGAACAAGAAUUGGUCAGUAUUGGACAACAAGUGGCCAGCAUUCAACAACAAGAAGAGGAAAUCAAUAGUGAACAAGAAAUAGUCAACAACAAACAAGAUAAUGAUGGCAGCAAGGAACAAGAAGAGGUCAAUAAUAAGCAAGAUGAAAUCAACGGCCCAUCAGUUGUAAAGGAGGCUACCACGGAAACUAAUGAUCCUGCUAAAAUUGUUAAGGAAGAAGUUGUUCAGAACCUAAAAGAAUCCAUUGAUGAAGAAAUGUAUGAUACUUUAGAAGAUAGUGAUCCUGAAUUUGCAAAAGAAAUGGACUUAGGAUAUCAAAAACAUCAUUCAAUCCGUUCAUCGACACAGAUAAAUCAAGUUUUGGUCAAUAGAACCAUGUCUGCUGAUGAAAUUCAAUCUCAAAAAUCCGACGAACGUGUUUAUUCUUCAAGUGUUGACACUGAAGCUAUUUCCUCAUCGGCUAAAAGUCAAGGUUUUGCUACAUCUACCCAAAUUUUUGAUGAACAACGUACAAUUGCUAAACAAACCAUUGAUCUUAGGUUGAAUAAAUCAUUAUCUACAUCUGAUUCUGCCUCUGUAUCUGCAUCUUUGGAAAGCGAAGAACAUCAGGAACAGAUAAAUCCAAGUAAACAACAACCAGAGGAGGAGAUUGAUGAAUUUAAAGAACUUUCCUAUAUUGAACAAGAGUUGGAAUCCCGAAAUGAUCGACGUACAUUGCCAAGUGUUACACCAAAGGAAUCAACAGAAGACUCAGGUGAAACCGAUCACAAUCAAUCAACCAAUGUUCUGGAACCAGCUACUCAUGAAGCAAAUGAAAUUGAUCUUCCAAUGGUUACUGAAUUGGAUGCUACAAUUGCUGGUUCGUCAAAAGGAACUGAUCAUCUGAAUGAAGAGACUAGUCCAUUAGAGCUGGUAUCAGAUGAACCACCUGUGAAUGUAUUCGAAAAUGUAUACCAUUCAUCCCUUCAACAAGAAUCGCAAGCUGAAGAUGACAAGGGAGAAUCUGUUGAAGAUUCUGAGAGAAGCAAAAUUGUUCGUGAAUUAAUUGAUGGUGUUGCAGUUGAUGUAAUCAUGUUAUCUCUGGAUUCGGAAGAUGAUGAUGAUGAUGAUGAAGUGGAGGAAAUUACAAUCAAAGAAAGUGAAACAAGCGUCAAAAAGUUGGUCCAUACUCCUAAAGAAUCGAACACAACUGAUGAUGAAAAUAUCGCUGAGGCCGGUUCUCGAGAUGACAAUUACACUCCGCCAAUAGCAUCCUCAUCAGGAGUAUCAUCUAGCCGUGAAGAAAGUACAGGUUUAACCAGUAGAGAAGGAAGUGCAAAAUUAUCCAGUAUGGAAGAUGAAAGUAACCACCCAUCAAAUGAUGCAGAGUCUGAAAGUGGCAACAAGGACGAUGGAAAUUUUGUUCUUCUUUCAAAGAUCAAACGUGCAUUUUCCCAGAGAUACAAGGAAGUUGAAGGUUCAGCCCCUCUGGGUGAAUCAGAUGUCGAUUUAGCAUGUAUGGUUGAUGACAUUGAAAAAUUCAAAUUCCGCUCUUGGCAUAAAAAAAGUUUUGAAACAAGCAAUUCUGAUACAGGUAGUUCGGGAUCAAGCAGCAUUGAAGAAGAUGAAUCCGAAGAUUCUGAAGAUGGAAGUACAGGGAAAUGUACAAGUGAAGAAGUAAAACGCACUAAAGAUGGCUUGGAUAGGUUUAAAGGAAGCAAUGGUAAUGAUAAUGAUAGCAAAACAUCACAUAUAAGAAAACCUAAACCCACUGUGACAAUAGAUGAAAUAGAGCUUGUCCCUUUUGAACCCAGUAGUCCCAACACACGAACUAUUGAAAAAUUGAAUAAUGUGAUUGAUGAUUUGCUCGAUAGUACUAUAAAGCUGUCUUCCAAGUCAUCACAAAGCCAGGAAGAGACAGCUCAUUCUAGUCAGUCAUCUACAACAGCUUCUUCAAGCGUCUAUAAUGUGCCAUUUAGUCCAACCAUUAAAGCGAACAAAUCUAAUAGAGCUAAGGCUAGAAAGAAACGUCGUCAAGCGCUUAAAAAUCGUUAA
Molecule: messenger RNA, 6054 nt
Organism: Candida tropicalis MYA-3404
Lineage: Eukaryota; Fungi; Ascomycota; Pichiomycetes; Serinales; Debaryomycetaceae
Exons: 1
Coding region: 1-6054 (2017 amino acids)
Source: RefSeq, a predicted model, not a curated record